AUGCCAAGAUGUAUAUGGUACGUCAAGUUAACAAAUAUAUUGGAAUUAACAUCUUCUGGAAAAUCCACUGAAAUCACACAGACAUACUUCUGCCAAGGGCAGUCCCUGAAAAUUUACCAAGUCAAGUCAUUAUAUCGCGAUGGCAGUCCCACUAUCAUCGAGAACCCUACGUGUCAAGUAUCGACAGUAAGCUCAGAAGCCGCUGGAGGUACCCCCCUGGCAACCGUCGUUCACUACGACGGACCCGGCGUCCCAACGGUGCAUUUAUUCUAUCUAGACAAAUCUUAUAAUAUCAGAGAGGUCAUCUGGGUCAACGGCGAGCAGACCGCUCAUAACAAUCUAAGCCUCAAAGCGGCUCGCAACAGCGAUCUCAGUGUGAUUUAUUGGAGACAAGACAAAACAACCACAUGUAUGAGACUAUAUUUCCAGGCCGAGGAUGGUAGCAUUCAAGAAUACGACAGGGCCGGCUCGGGUCCCUGGACAAAGGGUGUUUUCUUCAAUUUUGAUGCAAGUUCCACGCAUACACACGAGAAACCGCAUGCUGGAACAUCCCUCUCGUUCAUCAAUCUUUCUCUAGAAGAGCCAAAUAUUCGAGGGUUUUGGCAAGCCGAAGCGUCAAACGCUAUUGUGGAGGGUUCCAGUCAAGGUUUAGACUGGAGUAUUAGAGGUCGUACCGUCGAGGUUUUCCCAUCACAUGUCCCUAUAGCUGCUGCUUGGGAGGGGAAGAGACCCAAUACCAACACUGCGUUCUAUCACGUCACAAACGGUGAUAUUUACAAAACUGUCAUCGGGGACAGUCCACAGAAAAUCAAUACCACCCCGACCGACCAAGGCUCCAGAAUUGCGGUCACCGUUGCACCUUCUGAUGGUGGUGUUCACAUUAUUACAUCUGGGAACCAGCACAUUAUACGGAGAGUGUUCCCAAAAAACGGGAGAGCAUGGAGGGACCCUAUACGGAUAACAUUGGAGUCAUCUUCACCACUCGCAAACUAG
Molecule: messenger RNA, 993 nt
Organism: Orbilia oligospora ATCC 24927
Lineage: Eukaryota; Fungi; Ascomycota; Orbiliomycetes; Orbiliales; Orbiliaceae
Exons: 2
Coding region: 1-993 (330 amino acids)
Source: RefSeq, a predicted model, not a curated record